Messenger RNA from Closterium sp. Yama58-4, 1620 nucleotides. The record is from the annotation of a GenBank genome assembly. Lineage: Eukaryota; Viridiplantae; Streptophyta; Zygnematophyceae; Desmidiales; Closteriaceae.
AUGCCAGGAAUCCAGUUAUCACUUGUGCAGCAGCAUGUUUCUCACCAGGGGAGGGCGUAUCUGGGGACGAAAGAGGUGCUGCAAGCGGCGGCAGACCAUUUCAGGGCUGCCUUCAAAGAAGUACCGCCGGAGGAGGCUGUGGACUGGGAGACCUUCUCGGAAGGCGCGAAACUUUCAGUUGCGGACGCGGCGUCGCUUGGCGCAGAGUGGACGGAAGCAGAGGUCAAGGAGGGGCUGGAGGGGCUGCCAAAGGGGAAAUCCCCAGGCCAAGACGGCCUGCCGGCGGAGUUCUUCAUUCUGCACUGGGACCUGCUCAAGGAACACGUGAUGGGUUUCGUCAGAGAAUUUGUGGAAACGGCGAGGAUGCCGGAGGGCAUCUCAACCGCUGUGACAGUUCUACUGCACAAGAAGGGGGAUGCAGACCAGCUGGGAAAUUACCGGCCAAUCACCCUACUUACAGUCAUGUAUAAACUGGUUACAAAAAUCAUGGCGACAAGGCUGAAAAGGGUGCUGGGAAAGGUGUUGUCGAAGGAGCAGCACGGUUUCUUGCCGGGGAAGAGCCUGGCGGACGCGGUGUCGGUGGUCGCGGAUGCAGUUGAAGCGGCCAACGGGGGGAGCGAAGACUGGCUGUUGCUGCUGGUGGACUUUCAGAAGGCAUACGAUACGGACUCGAGGGAUUUCCUCUUCAGGGUUAUGACGGAGCUGGGCAUACCGGAGAGCUUUGUCAGGUGGACCAAGGGCCUGCACGAAGAAGCAGGGACGCGAGUCAUCAUCAAUGGGUGGCUGAGCGAAAAAGUGGAGAUGAACAGGGGGGUCAGGCUGGGCUGCCCACUUGCACCAUACCUUUUCCUCUGCGCGCUGGAGCCACUGUGCAGAGAGGCGCAGCGCAGGGGAUUGGGUGUCGGGCCGGAAGGGAAGGAGCCGCUCUCGUAUGUGGGAUAUGCAGAUGACACCUCUUUCCUGCUGCGCGGAGAAAGGCAACUGCGGGAGGUGGUAGAGGUGCUGGACACGUUUGGCAAACAAUCAGGGUUGAAGGUCAACUGUGACAAGUCAGUGGUGGUUCCCUUGGGCUGCAACAGAGGGACUGCAACACCGCAAGGCAUGCCGUACAAGUGGUCAGAGAGAGAGGAGCCCGAAAGGCUCCUGGGAGUAUGGAUAACCCCCAACGGCGACACUGGCCCGUCCUGGGAUAAAGCAUACGAGAGGAUAAAGGAGGAGUUAAGGAAGUGGGAAGCACAGUAUCUCACGACGACAGCGAGGGUGGCGGUGACCAGCUGCUAUGUGUUGCCUGUGCUUAUGUUUCAAGCCCAGGUGUACUCACCACCGGAUGAGGUGUGGGAGAAGAUCAGGAAGCUCUGCCACGCAUUUGUCUCGGCCGGAGAAGUUGCGGAGGAAAAAAACUUCAUCCUCUGGAGCGCCUACCUUGCGUGUCUCCCGCGGAAGGAUGGGGGGCUGGGCCAGCUUGACCCGAAGCUCUGCCUGGACUGGCUGGCUGUUCGCAGAGUGGGUAAGCUCCUGAGCGAGCCGGACGGCACACGGCGGUGGCUGGCGGAGAAGGCGGCUGGCUUUCCACAGGGGUGGGCCACACUGUACGCGCACCCGUCGGCAAUCAAGCAGUAG